Molecule: messenger RNA, 1273 nt
Organism: Pezoporus flaviventris
Lineage: Eukaryota; Metazoa; Chordata; Aves; Psittaciformes; Psittacidae
Product: calsenilin-like
Exons: 7
Coding region: 33-1244 (403 amino acids)
Biological process (GO): negative regulation of transcription by RNA polymerase II; regulation of potassium ion transmembrane transport
Cellular component (GO): voltage-gated potassium channel complex; nucleus
Molecular function (GO): DNA-binding transcription repressor activity, RNA polymerase II-specific; RNA polymerase II cis-regulatory region sequence-specific DNA binding; calcium ion binding
Source: RefSeq, a predicted model, not a curated record
AAUUCCAAGGCCUUGUGGUGUGCUUGGCACCCAUGGGUGCUGGGGGGGGGGGGGGUGUGUGUGUGGUAUCAGGCUCCCCUUUGCACCCCUGUGGCCGGAGAGGGCUGCACCGUGGCGGGGGGGGGGCCAUGGGCCGGUGCCAAGGGAGGAGGGCAGGAGGGCCGGCCCCGCCGCAGCGCCGCCCGGACGCGCCCGCUCGCCUCCACCUCGCCCCAGCCCGGGGUGCCGGAGGGGGGGGACACACAGAGGACACCCCGAUCCCCGUGGUCCCCCCCCUCUCCCCGCCACCGGCCAUGGGCAUCCAGGGCAUGGAGCUCUGCGCCGUGGCCGUGGUCAUCCUCCUCUUCAUCGCCGUCCUCAAGCAGUUCGGGAUCUUGGAGCCCAUCUCUGUGGAAGACGGCGGCGAUGUCGAGGUGGAGCUGGCGGCCGCGCGGCACCAACCGGAGGAGCUGGAGGAGCUGCUGGCACGGACCAAGUUCUCCAGGCGGGAGCUGCGAGCCCUGUACCGCGGCUUCAAGAGCGAGUGUCCCAGCGGCCUCGUGGAUGAGGAAACCUUCACGCUCAUCUACUCCCGGUUCUUCCCGCAAGGCGACGCCAGCACCUACGCGCACUUCUUGUUCGACGCCUUCGAUGCCGACCGCAACGGGGCCCUCUGCUUCCAGGUGAUCCAUGAGCUCUUCCUUCGGGAUCACAGCUCUGCUCUGGCUGGAGCCGGUGCCAGGGUUGAUGCCGGAACUGCGGCACCGGCUUCACCGCGGGGAUUAAAAAUAGCUGCGAGCGAGAAUGGAAACGGGAUCAAUAGGGAUAAAACACAAUUCCCACCGGGGCGUCCGCCAGCGCCGGUGCAGGGGUGUGAGAUGAGGGUCCCAUCCCUCGGGUGCCACAGGGAUGUUCCCACUCAACCCCAGUUCCUCCGGCAGGAUUUUGUCUUGGGGCUCUCGGUCCUGCUCCGGGGGACGGUGCAGCAGAAGCUGCAAUGGGCUUUUAACCUCUACGACAUCAAUAAGGACGGCUGCAUCACCAAGGAGGAGAUGCUGGAGAUCAUGACAUCCAUCUAUGACAUGAUGGGGCGCUGCACCCAGCCCACGCUCCGGGACUGCGCUCCCGCGGAGCACGUGGAGCUCUUCUUCCAGAAGAUGGACAGGAACGGCGACGGCGUCGUGACCUUCGAGGAGUUUCUGGACACGUGCCUGAAGGACGAGGACAUCAUGAGCUCCAUGCGCAUCUUCGAGGACGUGCUCUAGAGCGGGGCUUCGCGCCGGGUUUUCUAAUU